Molecule: messenger RNA, 3033 nt
Organism: Vicia faba (fava bean)
Lineage: Eukaryota; Viridiplantae; Streptophyta; Magnoliopsida; Fabales; Fabaceae
Source: the annotation of a GenBank genome assembly
AUGGCAAUGGUUUCUAGAAUGGAUCAGUACGAUAUCAUGGAACAGAUCGGUCGUGGUGCAUUUGGUGCUGCGAUUCUCGUUAAUCACAAGCUGGAGAAGAAAAGAUACGUGUUGAAGAAAAUUAGGCUUGCCCGGCAAACCCAACGGUGUAGAAAAUCUGCUGAUCAUGAGAUGGAUCUUAUUGCUCGGAUUAAGCACCCUUACAUUGUGGAAUUCAAGGAGGCUUGGGUUGACAAGGGUUGCUUUGUCUGCAUUGUUACUGGAUAUUGUGAAGGUGGAGACAUAGCAGCAUUGAUGAAAAAAUCAAAUGGGGUUUACUUUCCUGAGGAGAAACUCUGCAAAUGGAUUACUCAAUUACUGUUGGCAGUAGAGUACCUGCAUUCAAAAUUUGUUUUACACCGUGACCUAAAGUGUUCUAACAUCUUUCUCACCAAGGAUCAUGAUGUUCGCCUGGGGGACUUUGGGCUUGCUAAGACACUAAAAGCGGAUGAUUUGACUUCUUCGGUCGUUGGAACUCCCAACUACAUGUGCCCUGAACUGUUUGCCGAUAUUCCUUAUGGAUUCAAAUCUGAUAUUUGGUCACUAGGGUGUUGUAUAUAUGAGAUGGCUGCUCACCGCCCUGCUUUCAAAGCUUUUGAUAUGGGCGGAUUGAUAAGCAAGAUAAACCGUCCCUCUAUUGGUGCUUUGCCUCCCUGUUAUUCCCCAUCCUUGAAAAUACUGAUAAAAGGGAUGCUGAGGAAAAACCCUGAGCACCGUCCAACAGCAUCCGAAAUCUUAAAGCACCCUUAUUUGCAGCCUUAUGUACAUCAAUAUUGUUCACCUCUCUGUCCUCCAGCAGCAGCCUCUUUUCCUGAAAAGCCAAUUUCUGUUGUCCAUGAUCCUCGAAAAAAUAUGGUACAAAGUGAAAACAGCAAUAGUUUGAGAGGUGGCAAAGGUAAUUUGAUGUUAAAUGAGCGAAACAUUGCAAAAGCUGCACCAAAGGGUGAUGACAAAAUCACCGAGGUAGACAUCGCAUUGACUGAUGAUGAUGGGUCUGAGCUUCUAAUGCAUGCUGGAGAACGAAAUAGAUCCAGCAAUUUCAAUGCCAAAACCGAUAAACAGGAGGUUACGAAGAAACCUCACAUUGAACACCAUUCUAAUGCUGGAUCUAGGCAACCAAAAACAACUAAGAAUGUAAUGAUGGCACCAAAACAUGAAAAAGUUAGAGAGACAAUCCAUCCAAUGAGAGGCAAUGGGGUGAUGGCCAGUGGUACAUCAAUACACAAAAUAAAUAACGAGACAUUGUCUAAAUUGCCCAGACCUGAUUUUGGUGUUACUGGUUUGAAGUGUAAUUUAUAUGUGCCAACUAUUGCACCUUCAAAAGCAACCCUUAAUCAUGCAAAACAAAUCCAGGGGUCUCAUGCUUCUAAACAUCAGCAGUUACCAAUGGAAUCUACACCUAAAACAAAACCUCGACAUAAGGUAACAUUGCCAUCUGGUCCUAUGAAACAAGUAGUAGCAGAAGGUGGAGCUCCUGGAAGGCCAAAACAAAAAACUCCUCCAAGUCUUCUUAAGACACCCUCGUGUCUGAGAAGUAUAAGGCUGGCUGAAAAUGAUAUCCCAAAUGCAGCAAAGGAUACAGGAAGGUUAGAUCCAAAUAAAAUAGCUCAGGAGUCUAAGAUGGUCCAUCAUCAGCUGACUAAUAGUCAUCCACCACAUGCUUCUAGAGAGCCUUUGAAGGCUAUUGAAAGUAGCACCAAAGGAUUGCAAACAGACAGCAGCAAAUCUGUCUCAUCAUCAGUCUCUUUUCAAGGAUCCGAACUUUCUGACUUUGCAACCACUUAUAUUGAUAUGAGUGAGCCAACACUUCCUGAACAUGAGAGUUUUAAUCUCACUGAAAAAAUGAAAUCGCGUCCAGACAUCAGUGGACCUGCUGAAAAUUUGUCUGGUGAAACCUCUACCUUUACAUCAAAUUUUCAGAGUUCCAUUACUAUUAAUGAGAACUUAAGUCCCAGGUUAACUCUGGAUCACUCAGAUCAACAUUCUGAGGUAAUGUAUGCUUCUGAUGACAUUUUUCUCAUAAAUCUAACAACUAAAUCUGCUGCCUGUGAGUCCGAUGGUCCCUCUGCCGAAGUCAAACAAGAAAUCAAAUCCCUUCAAGAUAUUUCUGAGGGAAUAGCUUCAAUCAAUUCUCUCGAUUCACUUACCAUUUCUGAAGAAAAGUCUGUUUGUGAAGUUAGUCUAGUAAGUGUGUCAAAUAAUAAGCCUCAUAAUUUUCACGAGCCGAAACUUAUGGGCAUAUUGACUCAUGAUGACAAAUUCAAGGUGAGGGAAAGAAUGUCAUCAGUGGCUGAAACUGCUCCUCUGGUUAUAUCUAACAAAAUUUCAAGCCAAAAAGGUUUACAAGAAGAGAAGGAAAUGUUUCUACAGGAUCUAGAAACUGAAAGGCCAGCGUCUGGCCAUCUUCCCCCAGCUCUUCAUGAUGUCAUCCAUGUUAUACGCCAUACCAGUUACCAUAUGGGAAGUGAGCUUUCAGUAAUGGAAUCAAUGGAGAUGGGAGCUACAGAUGUACAUGUUGGUAAACUUAUCAAAAUUAUAAAGGAUGAUUUAGAAAUAAGAAACGCCGGAACUCUAUGGUCCCUUAAAUCUUCAAAUUGCUCUGAACCUACCACUGAUAAUUUGGGAAUCAGAAACUUGAGCUUGAAGUCAAGUAUUUUUGACCAUCCUGGUGUUGAAAAGAAAGAUGCAAACAAUCCUGCUUCUCUAGUUUCAAAACCUGAUUCCACUAAAUAUACCAAAUAUAGCCCUCCAACAUCCGAAGAGGAAAUGCCAGAAAAAGAAUCUUUGGAUGUUAAAUCUUCCAAGCAGAGAGCUGAGGCACUUGAGGGCCUAUUAGAAUUGUGUGCAGAUUUGCUGCAGCAAAAUAGAUUGGAGGAACUUGCAGUUGUUCUGAAACCCUUUGGAAAAGAUAAGGUGUCCUCAAGGGAGACAGCUAUUUGGUUGGCCAAAAGUCUAAAAGGAUUGAUGUUUGAGGAAAGUGGGAGUCGUAGUUAA